Corythoichthys intestinalis (scribbled pipefish) is the source of this 16208-nucleotide messenger RNA. RefSeq names its product cytoplasmic polyadenylation element binding protein 3 (gene cpeb3). Gene Ontology annotation, cellular component: cytoplasm; synapse; nucleus. The record is from RefSeq and is a predicted model, not a curated record. Gene Ontology annotation, biological process: negative regulation of cytoplasmic translation. Gene Ontology annotation, molecular function: mRNA 3'-UTR binding; ribosome binding; translation factor activity, RNA binding. Lineage: Eukaryota; Metazoa; Chordata; Actinopteri; Syngnathiformes; Syngnathidae.
AUGCGCCGCAGUCAAUCAGCUGUUGAGGCAACUGCUGACUAUCUCGGAACAAGGGGCUUGUCAUUUCUAAACCUAGACGGCAAACAGAAAUAUAUUUAUCCACCGAGUCCCAAAAGGGUGAACGAUAAAGCUCUUCAAAUCAUGCAGGAUGAUUUACUGAUGGACAAAAACACAGCCCCGGCUCACCAUCAGCAAGAUCCGACGCAAAUAGACCCUCCUCCCUCCUCCUCCACCCCGACCCCCUCAUUGGAGCCGUCGUCCUCAUCAUCGGGGUCGGAGAGUCCGUCGACCGGGAGCAGCAACGCGGACAAAGUGUCGAUGGAGUCACCGAUUUUGCCAGGCUUGAACUUCCAUCAGUCAGCGCAGGAGAGCGACGGUCCGAUUUCCUCCGCGUCCUCUUCGUUUGGCAGCACUUGGUCCACGGGAAACACCAACGUUUUGGACGAAAGCUUUUUCCAGGGAAUACCCUCCGUGAACGGGACGAUGCUUUUUCAAAACUUCCCCCACCACCUCAACGCGGUGUUCGGGGGUAAUUUCUCGCCGCAAAUGGCGCUCGCUCCCCAGUCUCAACAGCAUCAACAACCGGCGCAGCAGCCCCAGCAGAGAAGAUCCCCUCUCAGCCCCAACCAAGGCCCCUUCCCCCAGAGAAACGCUUAUCAGACAAUCAUGAACGCGGCUAAAGGAUCGCCUUCACCUGUAUCGUCACCCGCUUGGAAUAAUCACCAAAACGCCGGGUGGAGCACCGGCUCCAACCACCCUUGGAGCGGCGCGCAGGCAGGCAGAGACCCACGCAGAGCAGUGGGCGUCGGUUUGGGGGUCGGUGUUGGAGUUCCUUCCCCUGUGAGUCCAAUUUCCCCUAUGAAAAAACCUAUUAUUGCACCCCCGAAAUUUCCUAGAAAUGGUCCUUUCACCACCAAAGCCUGGAAUGAGGACGUUGCCUUUAGGCCUGACAGCAAUAUACUGCCUUUCCAGGACCGGAAUCGACCUUUUGAUACAUUUAGCUUGCACUCUUUGGAGAAUUCUUUAAUGGAUAUGAUAAGGACGGACCAUGACAAAGGACGUAUGGGCAUUAACUUCCAUCAUCCUGGAGCUGAACACAUAAUGCCUCUGAACACCCGGAGUUUUGGCCGCAGAAGAGGUCGUUCAUACCUUUUUCCCUUUGAAGAUGGUUUCCUUGACGAUGGCCACAGUGACCUCUCCUUGACCCCUGGUUUGAAUUCUCCAACCCGUUGUCAGAACGGUGAGAGGAUUGAGCGCUACUCCCGUAAAGUCUUUGUUGGAGGUCUACCCCCGGAUAUAGAUGAAGACGAGAUCACCAACAGUUUCCGUCGUUAUGGACACCUGGUUGUGGACUGGCCCCACAAAGCUGAGAGCAAAUCCUACUUCCCGCCGAAAGGUUAUGCCUUCCUACUGUUCCAAGAAGAGGUUUCUGUUCAGGCCUUGAUUGACGCAUGUAUCGAGGAGGAUGGGAAGCUCUACUUGUGUGUGUCCAGUCCCACCAUCAAAGACAAACCGGUCCAGAUCCGUCCUUGGAACCUGAGUGAUAGUGACUUUGUCAUGGAUGGCUCCCAGCCUUUGGACCCCCGCAAGACCAUCUUUGUAGGGGGAGUACCCCGGCCUCUGCGUGCAGUGGAACUGGCUAUGAUCAUGGAUCGCCUGUACGGAGGUGUUUGCUACGCCGGCAUCGACACGGAUCCGGAGCUCAAAUACCCAAAAGGGGCUGGCCGUGUAGCCUUCUCCAAUCAACAGAGCUACAUCGCAGCCAUCAGUGCUCGCUUUGUUCAGUUGCAGCACAAUGACAUCGACAAAAGGGUGGAGGUGAAGCCGUAUGUGCUGGACGAUCAGAUGUGCGACGAAUGCCAGGGGGCGCGCUGCGGGGGGAAGUUUGCUCCCUUCUUCUGUGCCAACGUCACAUGUCUCCAGUACUACUGCGAGUACUGUUGGGCCAGCAUUCACUCACGAGCAGGUCGUGAGUUUCACAAGCCCCUGGUGAAGGAGGGGGGCGACCGCCCUCGACACGUGUCUUUCCGUUGGAGCUGAGUAGCGUGGGUGCUUGAACACCCCGUACCCAGAUCCGUACAAAAAAAAUAACCCUCCACCAUGACAAAUAAUACCACAAAGCAUCUCAUCUUCACACCUUCUGGCCCAACUCUUUGUGUUCCCCUCUAAUGAAGCAUUGUGAGAAUGAAAGCUUAAAAUUUGCACUUUGGCACAACACCUCAAUCAAACACAGAAGUUCAAACUUCAGAAACUUGACUGCUCUCAGAUCUGUCUUUGACUGAGUUGGCAAGGCCCCCCUCAAAGAGAGGUGGGACCUGAUGAAUAUUUGAAAAAGUCUUUUAGUUUUUUACCUAUCCAUAAACUGUACAUGGAAUAUUUUGAUUUAAUGUAAAAAGAGCAUGCACUUACUGUACUUUAAAAAGACACCAUAUGCAUAUACAUACAAUCAAUUUACCGUAAUUCCACAUUAUUUUACAAGAAAACUAUUUGUUCAUUUAUAAGUCACACUGGACUAUAAGACGCUGAUGUCCAACUUGUACUGUAUUAUGGGCGAUAUACACCAAAAGACAUGCAGCACAUUAGCCUCUAAAAAUCCAUAAAUUAGCCGCAUGGACUAUAAACUGCCGGGUUCAAACUGAAGUACACAUUUUGUGCUUUAUAAUCCGAAAACUACGGUACACACAUAUUUUUCAGACUUUAAGUCAUAUCGGAAUAUAAGUCGCACUGGAGUCGCAUAAUUGGGAGAAACUUGUUUUAUCAGACUAAGCGUAAACAUUAUAUUUGGGCUGCAGCUAUCGAUCAUUUUAGUAGUCGAUUAAUCGAUGAACUAGUUAGUUCGAAUAAUCGAGUAAUCGGAUAAGGAACAUGAAAAAUUAAAAUACCUGGGAUGAGCCUCAAACAGUAUAAAAGAUAAAUAAAUGAGGAUCUAUGUAGAAAAAAAGAACAAUUGGCUAACUUACAUAGAAAACGUUAGCUAGCUUAAAUGCUAUAAAACUUUUUUUUUUUUUUUUUUUUUUUUUACAAAGAUCUUAACAAAUGGUUCAGACUCAUAUUCCCACAAAAAAAAAAAAAAAAAAAACGGCUAAAUAUACCUAUAAAUUAAACUACAAAUGCAUUAAAAAACAUUAGCCCAAACAAAAACGUAGCUUACGUUGGUCUUAUCGGGGAGCAGUUGGAUUCAGCCAUGUGAAAUGAGGCAGACCAGAGGGCAGUGUAUCCACCCUAAUCAAUAAAACUAAAUGUACACACUUUCAAAACAAACCAUUACAACGGCACUUUAAUUAAACGAAUACUCGAAGCAACAAAAUUUAAUUCGAGAAUUUUUUUUCUUAUCAAAUACUCAAGUUAAUCGAUUAAUCGUUACAGCAAGACAUUAUAUACUAUAGUAAUAACAAUAAGAUGGCGAAAACACAUAUAUAAAUAGAACAUUUUAACAGUAAUUCAAAUAACUACCGUAAUUUUCGGGCUAUAAGCCGCACCCCACAAAUUUGACACAAAACGGCAUUUUUUAAUAGAUAAACUGCAUCGGACGAUAAGCCACAGGGACAGUCACACCUAAAGACUACUGUUGUCGCGAUACUAUAUUUUCAACUUGAUAUCUACAGUAUACUAAAAAAAAAAAAAAAUACUCUAUACCAUUUUCGAUACCACAUAAAUUUGAAAAAAAAAAAAAAAGUUUGAGGAAAUCAUUCAUUGCCAUUGGACUUUGUUAGCCGUCCAGUCUUGUGGCUCAUGAAAAAUUAAAUAACAAGAGUUAUGACUACUAGACGUCCAAUCCAUUUGAACUGGGAGGGUGGCAGCGAAUUAAUGUUCAUUCGCUAAUAGCCUUCCCACUUCAAAUGGAUUGGACGUCAAGCGCAGUCAACAGCAGCCAAAAUUAACAAGGAAAAUGCAAAAAUAUCCUCCCUUACUAUCAAGAGUCGUGCAGAAUCAAAUUUUCGCCAUGACAACAAAAUUCUCAUAACCUGUGAUAGCUCGAAAACCAAUAGAUAACUGAGUAAUAUCUUAUCCCAAUACAACAUUUCAGUAUCAAAACAAUUCAAUACUUUUAACAACCCUACCAAAGACAUACACCUUAUCGGCCUGGAAAAUCCCAUAUAUAAGACGCUCUGGACUACAAGCCGCAGGGUUCAAAGCUGAAGGAAAUAGUAGCGGCUUAUAGUCGGAAAAUUACAGUACGUUUAACUAUAGAAGCACUCUUAGAGAGCAGACUUCCGCCUAAGCAGCCAAAUUUAAAGCAUCACCACAUUUCUGACCUCUGUAACCUUUGACCUAUAACUAUUUCUCUUCUCAUAUCGCCUACCCUGCAAAUUUGAGUUAAAUAGGGUAAGCCCUUAUCAUAGACUUCACUAUCAGUUGACGGGACACGUGGUUCGGGGCCGAUCCGUAGGGGGCCUAUGUUUAAAAACCUAAAAUUAAAAUAUUUUCAAAACCAAAGUUUUUAGCGACCUAAAACCAAAACAGGCACCUCCCAUAGGCGUAUAUGAGUCUCCAUGAGCAGCAGCAUUCAAAAAUUCAUAGUCAUUCCCUAUUAAAAUCCCAAUUAAUCAUUUCUUAUAUAAGUAUAACAAAACUUAAAAUGGCUAUAAAAUUCUCAAAUUUUACGCUAGAUGCACAAAAAUCACCAAAUGCAGAUAUAAUCACCUAUAUUUUUAGGAGCAAUAGCAAUAUUUAACAUAUCAUAUAAGUUUUUGCCUGAAAUAGCAACUUAUUUUUUAGUUUAGUUUAGUCUUAGUUUUUUUUAUCAAGUGCAAGUUUUCAACAGCUUAUAAAUCACACAAAUUUCACAUCAGAAACUUAAUACUUGAGGAAAGCAUGCAGAAUCAUCUUAAUUUUACUCAACAAAAUCAAAGUUUGCAUUUUUCUAAUACAAUCACAAUUUAUUUAGGUUAAAUUCCGAUGUUACAAUUGCCUCAGCGUGGAGGCACGUUUUGCUGGCUAUCUGCCCUUUGUUGUUUUUAGAUUGAAAUGAUACAUAAAAUAAAACACGUAAAAGGCUAAUUGUUUUUUGUAUGGAAGCAAAAAUGCCUAAAUUACUAAUUUUUUUGCCAAAAACGGGCAGUUGGCCGAAAAUUACCUGAUCAUUUGAAUGUAAAGUUACGCUCUUGUGUAAGAAUAGAAAAUACAACAUGGUACCAUCACAAAACAAAGAGCUUUUUAAGUUGAAAAUUUUUGUAAAUAAAUGCGUACAUCCCGGAAUUUCUUUAGAUAUGAACAUAAAACUGUCUAGAUUUUUGGUUAAAAGCAAAAAAACGGGCAGUUAUUUUUCAUUUUACGUAAAUAUUUCAAGCUAGUUACGCAAUUGCGUAUGGAUACAAAAUCCAACGUGGCGGCUGUCACAAAACAAAGAGCUUUUUAAAUUGAAAGUUCUUGUAAAUAAAUGCGUACAUCCCAGAAAUUCCUAUAGAUAUGAAUGUACAACGGUUUAGAUUCUUGGUUAAAAGGAAAAAAAAAAAAAACGGGCAGUUAUUAUUCAUUUUACGUAAAUAUUUCAAGCUACAGUUACGCAAUUGUGUAUGGAUACAAAAUCCAACGGGGCGGCCGUCACAAAACAAAGAGCUUUUUAAGUUGAAACUUCUUGUAAAUAAAUGCGUACAUGCCGAUAUUUAUAUAGAUAUGAACGUAAAACGCUUUAGAUUCUUGGUUAAAAGCAAAAAACUGGGCAGUUAUUCAUUUUACGUAAAUAUUUCAAGCUAAAAUUACACCAAUUUUUUCCUUUCAUUUCAUUGUUCUCACAACGUUUCAAGGUGCAUGCAUGGUGCUAUUUUCUAUGAUAAUUACCUUGAAUCCUUGACCAAAUACUCUUGAGACACUAUUGCCUGCUUGUAUGCACUAAAACUUUCGUCCUGUUUCCUUUUCCACCGAAAUCCGGCGUUUGAACACACCGGGUGUUUGAGUUUAUCACAGUUAAAGCUGCCACCAAUCUCAGCCUGGCCCGGCCUCCUACAGGAAGCCAUGGCGCAAUGUGUGUAGGAGCUGUCUCGUCAACUGAUAGUGAAGUCUACGUAUGAAGUCUACCUAUGACCUAUCACCUACCCUGAAAAUUUGAAUUAAAUAGGGUAAGCCUUUACGAAGGUAUCACGAAAUUCCUUUUUGACCUUUGAUCUAAUGACCCUAAAAUAUUAAUCAAACUUUUUCAUUUCAUAUUACAAACAUCCCGCGAUUUCGAUAAUAAUCCCUGAAUUCGUUCUUGUAUUCUCUUAAACACAAACAUACUGACAGACAGACAAGGAAUCGAAUAUUUAAACUCUACUUUCCGUAGGUUCAACUACCGGCGAAGGUAACGAAACAAGUCUUCAUCUUUAGUAUCAUUUCUGAAUAAUUCUGCCAACUCAACAGUAGAGGGCUCGCCUAGAGCGCCCUUCAGUGUGAAAAUACCCCCACAAAAAACUCAGUAUAUUAAUUGCAUCUUGAGUAUAAAUCACAGGCCCAGGCAAUCUAUGAAAAAAGGUGUUUUAUAAUCCAGCAAAUACGGCAUCUAUGUAUUCAAAAAUCUGCAUGUGUGUGUACAUUAAGAGACAUUGUCUCAUCCAAAACCCGUCAUGCCCUGAAAUUAUGAAAAUCCCCCAAUUUAUCUUAUCGCUCUAUAAAUUUUUUUAUACUUCAUACAGGCAACCAGACUAGUUUGGGGUUGAUUUCUAGGUCCUUAUAUUUUGAUAACAUUUUUUAAAGAAUUCUAUAAAUAUAAUGCUGCAAAGGCUUUGCUGCUAAAUUGAUGGUAUGCGCACAUAUGACAAGUGCACACCUCACAUGUAAAAAAAAAAAUCUAGAGGGGCGCUCUCAACACAAAGAUUGCCGCCAUUGAAGUGCAUGUUUAAUUAGGUCGCCGUUCGCGAUCGGCUUUUUAAUACUGCCCAUGUUUGCACAACACAUUACAGACUCAUCCAGAGGCAGUGAAUAUACAAGGCGUUGGGUGGGUAGCGCAUCUUUAAGUAUCACAAAUCCAAUUCGGUGUAAAAUAGCCAUGACAAACUGUCUCUGAUAGGUGAAGUACUUUUUUGCAGUGAUUGUUGUUAUCAUUGUGCAAUUUUUAUACCGUAUCUAGUAAGGUCAGAGUAUGCAUAGAACUGUGAUUCGCUUUAACUGUUGUUCGUGUCCGACAUAGUGAUGAUGUUUCACAGGACUUACAGUAUAUAGUACACGUGUAUUUGUGCGCUAGUACACCCCCUCACACACUAAAUUAAUGCUACCCUUGAAUUGUGCAUUACAAUAAUUUCAAGUGACAUUAGUAAUAGCUACAGUUUUCUGAAAAUCCACCAUUGCUGAUUUUGUGGUUCAAAACAAUUAUUUUGAUUUUAAAAAAUUAUCGAAACUGGCACAUUAACAAAAAUGAUGGUGCCCUUAAUCUUUAUAGGGCAGGUAACUAUUUUUGGUAAUUAAAAAAAAAAAAAAAAACGAUGUAUGUUCGUGUAUGUAUAUAUAUAUAUAUAUAUAUAUAUAUAUAUACACACACACACACACACACACACACACACACACACAUACUGUUUAUGAAUCUUUAAAUAUGAUUUUAUAUAUUUUUUAUGAAUGAAUAAAGUUAUAAAUUAUGUUAAUAAAAGAAAAAUUAAUACAAUCAAAAUGAAUAAAAACAGAACUACACUCAUUAAAGUCCCUAGUAACAAAGUUGUUGAGUUAUAGGUUUAACUCUAUAUUUUGUAUCACACCAUUCUGACACAAUUGCAGUGAAGAAAAGUAUUUGAACACCCUGCUAUUUUGCAAAUUCUCACACUUGGAAAUCCUGGAGUAGUCUGAAAUUUUUAUCAUAGGUGCAUGUCCACUGUAAGAGGGAUAGUCUAAAAAGAAAAAUCCAGAAAUCACUGCAUGAUUUUUUAAAACAAUUUAUUGGUGUGAUACAGCUGCAAAUAAGUAUUUGAACACCUGUCUAUCAGCUUGAAUUCUGACCGUGAAAGACCUGUUAGUCCUAUGAUUAAAAGUCCACCUCCACUCCAUGUAUUAUCCUGAAUCAGAUGCACUUGUUUGAUAUCGAUAGCAGCAUAAAGACACCUAUCCAUCCAGUUGAGAGUAACAAAACUUUUUGGUCAUAAUUCCACUAACCGUGUUUGGAGGCAAAAGAAUGAGUACUAUCUCAAGAACACCAUCCCUACUGUGAAGCAUGGGGGUGAUAGCUUCAUGCUUUUGGGGUGUUUUUCUGCGCAUGGGACAGGACGAGUGCACUUUAUUAAAGAGAGAAAGACUGGGGCCCUGUAUUGUGAGAUUUUGGGGAACAACCUCCUUACUUCAGUCAGAGCAUUAAAGAUGGGUGGUGCCUGGAUCUUCCAACAUGACAAUGACCCGAAGCACACAGCCAGGAAAACCAAGGAGUGGCUCCGUAAGAAGCAUAACAAGGUUCUAGCAUGGCCUAGCCAGUCUCCAGACCUAAACCCAAUAGAAAAGCUUUGGAGGGAGCUCAAACUCCGUGUUUCUUAGCGACAGCCCAGAAACUUGACUAAUGGUUGGGCCAAGAUCCCUCCUGCAGUGUGUGUAAACCUGAUGCAAAACUACAGGAACCAUUUGACCUCUGUAAUUGCAAACAAAGGCUACUGUACCAAAAUAUUAACACUUGUUUUCCCAGGUGUUCAAAUACUUAUUUGCAGCUUUAUCACACAAAUAAAUCGUUGAAAAAAAAUAUAGUUACUUCGGGAUUUUUCAUCCUAGAUGAUCUCUCUCACAGUGGACAUGCACCUACGAGAAAAAUUUCAGACCCCUCCAUGAUUUCUAAGUGGGGGAACUUGCAAUAGCAGGGUGUUCAAAUACUUGCAGUGUAUCACAAAAGUGAGUACACCCCCUUACAUUUCUGCAGAUAUUUAAGUAAAUCUUUUCAUGGGACAACACUGACAAAGUGACAUUUUGACACUAUAAAAAGUAGUCUUUGUGCAGCUUAUAUAAUAGAGUUAAUUUAUUUUCCCCUCAAAAUAACUCAAAAUAUAGCGAUUAAUAUCUAAUCCACCGGCAACAAAAGUGAGUACACCCCUUAGUGAAAGUUGUCAAUAUUAACAUACAACAUGUCACCUGUUAAUAUUUUGUGUGGCCACCACUAUUAUCCAGAACUGCCUUUAAUCUCAUGGGCAUGGAGUUGACCAGAGCUUCACAGGUUGCCACUGGAAUGCUCUUCCACUCCCCUAUGACGACGUUGCGGAGCUGCCGGGUAUUUGAGACUUUGUGCACCUCCACUUUCCGCUUGAGGAUCCCCAAAGAUGUUCUAUUGGGUUCAAGUCUGGAGACAUGCUUGGCCAGUCCAUCACCUUUACCCUCAGCCUCUUCAGUAAAACAGUGGUCAUCUUGGAGGUGUGUUUGGGGUCAUUGUCAUGCUGGAAUACUGCCCUGCGACCCAGUUUCUGGAGAGAGGGGAUCAUGCUCUGCUGCAGUAUUUCACAGAACAUGUUCAUGUUUCCCUCAAUUGAAUGUAACCCUCCACCACCUGCAGCACUCAUGCAGCCCCAGACCGUGACAUUCCCACCACCCUGCUUGACUGUAGGCAUGACACACUUAUCUUUGUACUCCUCACCGGGUCGCCGCCACACAUGCUUGAGACCAUCGGAACCAAACAAAUUAAUCAUUGUCUCAUCAGACCAUAGGACAUGGUUCCAGUAAUCCAUGUGCUUUGUUGACAUGUCUUCAGCAAACUCUUCAGGAGAGGCUUCCUCCUGGGGUGACAGCCAUGCACACCAAUUUGAUGUACAGUAGAGUAUGGCGUAAGGUCUGAGCACUAACAGGCUGACCCCCCCACCUCUUCAAUCUCUGCAGCAAUGCUGACAGCACUCCUGCGACGAUCUUUCAAAGAAAGCAUUUGGAUGUGGCGCUCGGCACGUGCGCUCAGCUUCUUUGGACGACUAACCCGAGGCCUGUUCUGAGUGGACCCUGCUCUUUUAAAACGCUGGAUGAGCUUAGCUUCUGUGCUGCAGCUCAGUUUCAGGGUGUUGGCAAUCUUCUUGUUGCCUUGGCCAUAUUCAUGUAGCGCAACAAUACGUCUUUUAAGAUCCUCCGAGAGUUCUUUGCCAUGUAGUGCCAUGUUGGAUCUUUCAGUGACCAGCAUGAGAGAGUGUGAGAGCUGCACUACAAAUUUGAACACACCUGCUCCCUAUGCACACCUGGACUUAGUGACACUAACGAGUAGUGUUGUUAAUCUUACUGAAAAAAAGUAAUUAAUUAUAGUUACAAAUUACUUCUCCCAAAAAGUAAUUGCGUUAGUAACUCAAUUAGCUGAAUGUAAGACUAAUUAGUUACUUGGCAAAGUAAUUGGUGAUAAUUACUUUUGUAUUUUACUCAAAAAACAAACAAACAAACAAACAAACAAACAAACAAACAAACAAAAAACAUUGGCCACACUAUGUGAAGUUUUUUGUGAAGGUUUUUGGUACAAUUGGCCCGAGCCCAAUUCUUUACCCUAAUUUACCCUGAAUCAACUGUUAAAAGUUGUUAAAAUUGCUCCCAUUAUUGCAUUAGUUCCCUUCUCUCUACUUUCGACAUAUGAAAGUUGUAAAACUGUUUCAUCAUUUAAAGAUAGAUUCAAGUCAAGAUUAUGCCGAUUUAGAAGUAUUUUAGAUAAAAAGUUACUUAGGUUCGCUAGGAAGGUUCUCUACAACAGAGCCGUCCUAAAAAGUCUACUGCUUUAAGAUGGUGGCUGUUUACUAACGCAUCUAGUGCCGUGUCUGUCAUUUUGCAUCUAGUUAUAUCUAUAUACAGUAUGUGUGAUAUCUACCAUAUCUACCAUAACAUGCGGGCGUAGUUCGUAGGCUAUCGGCUACAACAUGUAUUAUUGGAGCUACCUAGCAUUGGGUUUGCUCGGCGUUACAACUUUCUUGCCUCCUCCCCACUCCUGCUCUGCUCUGUCGGCUCGGUGAGUCCGUCUCCCUCAGACUUUUCGACCAAUAUAAUAACGCAUAGUAACGCAUGCCUUUCCGUCCUCAGUAAUGGUAACGGUGUUGCCAAGAUGAGAAAAGUAAUUAAUUAGAUUACUCACUACUGAAAAAAAUAACUCUGUUAGUAACGCCGUUAUAUUGUAACGCCGUUAUUAACAACACUGCUAACGAGUCACAUGAGAUUUUGGAGGGAAAAUGACAAGCAGUACUCAAUUUGGACAUUUAGGGAUGUAGUUUCUAAGAGGUACUCACUUUUGUUGUCAGGGGUUUAGAUAUUAAUGGUUAUAUUUUGAGGGGAAAAUAAAAUAAAAAUAAAAUUAACUAUAUAAGCUCUAUUAACUCUAUAUAAGCUGCACACUAUGGGGCGCCGUUUGUAAAGCAGCACUUGCUCAAAAUUACGACAACAUUUUCUCACAUUUAGCGCCACACAGUGUUUAAAAUGCUGUGAAAUUUUUAGAAUCACUUUUUUUUUGCACAUUUACAACAUUAUUUAGCAACUUAAAUAUUCAUUUUUAAAUAAGUUAUGGACCCGAUUCUUUAAAUCCAGAACAAAAUAUUUAAUUUAAAUCUUAAACUUAUAUCCUAUAUGCUAAAUGUUAAAUCAGGAAACGUUCGGAACUAAACAUUUAGCUUAAUAUGCAAAUUCACAUGACUGGAGACCGGAAGUAACAAAAUAAAAGCUGGUAGAGCAGCUCAGACUGCGUGUUUGCGUUGCUUGAAAAUGAAUAAAACCUACUAUACGGUGGCAGUCUGCUCUUGGACAUGAGUCAUUGUGAUAAUAACAAUAUAUAGGUAAAAUACAUAUAUAGGAGAAACUAUUUAAAGAGUAUUUUGUGUGCUCCAGCUUUUAUUUUGUUACUUCCCUUGUCCAGUCAUGUGAAUCUACAUAUUAAGCUUAAUAUUUAGUCCCAACCGCUUCCAGAUUUAGCCUUUAGGAUAUAGGAUAUAAAUUUAGGAUAAGUUCUGGAUUUAAACAAUCAGGUCCAAAACUUCUUAUUUAAAAAUAAAUAUUUAAGUUGCUAAAUAAUGUUGUAAAUGAGUUAAAAAAAAAAAAAAAAAAAAAAAAAAAAAGUGACACUAAAAAUUUCACACCACGUUUUAAGCACUGUCUGACGCUAAAUGUGAGAAAAUGUUGUCGUAAUUUUGAGCAUGUGCUGCUUUACAAACGUUGCCCAAUAGAACACAGACUACUUUUUAUUUUGUCAAAAGUGUCAUUUUGUCAGUGUUGUCCCAUGAAAAGAUAUACAUAAAUAUCUACAGAAAUGCGAGAGGUCUAUUCACUUUUGUGAUACACUGUAUUUUCUUCACUGUAUACUUCAGUCAAACACUACAUGAGAUAUCACACUUCAAUAUUUUUUAAUUUCAUGGAGUAAAUUUUGUUUAGAGUACUAAUAGUUUAGCCUCCAAUACUCACAAUACAUUUAGGUUUGACAACAAUAACAAAAUACUACAUAUAUAUAUAUGAAAAUUAAAUAAACUAAAAUACAGUGCCCAAUACCCCUGUCUUUUUGUAAAUUGUUAUGACACAUCAAAUAGCUUUCUUUUCAAUGCACGCAAACCAAUUUAGAAAGAAGACAACUUUAGAUAAAAAAAAAAAAACAUUUGAAUGACUUGUUAAUGUCCAGAAGUCAACCAAAGAGCUUUAGACCGUUGACAAGCAGCCUAACACGAAGAGCUGUGCGUGUAGAAUAUGCCUGUGGAUGUGAGUGGAGCUUGAAAAAAAAAAGGCACAUGUUCUCUACACACUAAUACAAAAAGUAUAUAUGUAUAUUUACACAUUAGGGGUGAACUAUGAACCCUCGUUUAUUUUGUCCUGCAAAGCUUGAAGUAACUGACCUGCUAACAAUCUUUGUGUUUUGUAUGAAAAAGGUCUGAUGAUGGCAAAUGACACUGGUUUAUAGCAGUUUUGUGGACAAUCUGUAAAGGAUUUUUGCAAGGUCACUUUUUAUUUUUGCUGGGGGUUAAUUGUGCCAUGCCCUGAAUUCCAUCUCCUGUUUUAGUCACAAACUGUUUUAAUGUUGUUUGUAUUUUUUCUCGUUGUUGUUGACGUCCAGAAAAAUGAGCAGAAGUGUUUUUUUAUCGAUGGAAUGAAGAUUAAACGAAACUAGAGGCUAACUACGUAUAUACAGUGGGGCAAAUAAGUAUUUAGUCAACCACUAAUUGUGCAAGUUCUCCCACUUGAAAAUAUUAGAGAGGCCUGUAAUUGUCAACAUGGGUAAACCUCAAGCAUGAGAGACAGAAUGUGGGGGAAGAAAAAAACCCAACAGAAAAUCACAUUAAUUUUUAAAUAAUUUAUUUGCAAAUCAUGGUGGAAAAUAAGUAUUUGAGAGUUCAUCUCAAUACUUUGUUAUGUACCCUUUGUUGGCAAUAACGGAGGCCAAACGUUUUCUGUAACUCUUCACAAGCUUUUCACACACUGUUGCUGGUAUUUUGGCCCAUUCCUCCAUGCAGAUCUCCUCUAGAGCAGUGAUGUUUUGGGGCUGUCGUUGGACGACACAGACUUAUAACUCCUUCCACAGAUUUUCUAUGGGGUUGAGAUCUGGAUACUUGCUAGGCCACUCCAGGACCUUGAAAUGCUUCUUACGAAGCCACUCCUUUGUUGCCCUGGCUGUGUGUUUGGACUCAUUGUCAUGCUGAAAGACCCAGCCAUGUCUCAUCUUCAAUGCCCUUGCUGAUGGAAGGAUAUUUUCACUCAAAAUCUCUCGAUACAUGGCCCCAUUCAUUCUUUCCUUUACACAGAUCAGUCGUCCUGGUCCCUUUGCAGAAAAACAGCCCCAAAGCAUGAUGUUUCCACCCCCAUGCUUCACAGUGGGUAUGGUGUUCUUCGGAUGCAAUUCAGUGUUCUUUCUCCUUCAAACACGAGAACCUGUGUUUCUACCAAAAAGUUCUAUUUUGGUUUCAUCUGACCAUAACACAUUCUCCCAGUCCUCUUCUGGAUCAUCCAAAUACUCUCUAGCAAACCGCAGACAGGCCUGGACAUGUACUGGCUUCAGCUGGGGGACACGUCUGGUAGUGCAGGAUUUGAGUCCCUGGCGGCGCAUUGUGUCACUGAUAGUAGCCUUUGUUACUGUGGUCCCAGCUCUCUGUAGGUCAUUCACUAGGUCCCCCAGUGUGGUCCUGGGAUUUUUGCUCACCAUUCUUGUCAUCAUUUUGACGCCACAGGGUGAGAUCUUGCAUGGAGCCCCAGAUCGAGGGAGAUUAUCAGUGGUCUUGUAGGUCUUCCAUUUUCUAAUAAUUGCUCCCACAGUUGAUUUCUUUACAUCAAGUGUUUUACCUAUUGCUAGAGAUGGGAUGCUCGAGCCUUCCUGCUCGAAUCUGAUUCGAGCAAAUGAAGUAGAGGUGUGUCAAAGCAGUGUUCCGAAAACAGCGUCGAGCAGGCCAAAAAUCACGUGACCACUGCCGACGAGGCCUCGAACGUCACAGAUGUGUCAGCGAGUCACAGUGUUUCCACAGGAAAAUGAAAACUCGAUGGGAGCCCGCCCGCUCAAUCGGUGGGAGUGCAAUAAAAAGUGGUAAAAUAACGCAGUUAUUCUGCGUUUUUUUGAGAGAAGGAAUUUUCGCGAGUGCUACAAACAUUUGCUCAUUUUCAAGUCAGGAGUGGGAAUAUCAUUAUCACUUAAAUUUCAUUAAAUUCAUUCACAUUGUUAUACACUAGAUAGUGGCUUACGUUUAUUUAGAACAGAUACAAAUACGACACAAACACCCCCCCAGAAAUUAUUCUUAAUUAAAAAAUAAACAAUUUCAUACCUUUCCUUACUUUUGUUCGGCUCAAUUAUUUUCAUCUUAUGAUUUUGGAAAUCUUUAUGGUAUGCAAUAAAUAAUAUCCCUGUUCCUAAGCACUGUGCUUACUAUACUGUAAUAUUUAGAAAAAACUAACAAUACCAUCCAUCACACAUCCACUUAAUUCUAUUGAAGAUAUGUAAUGUUGAGGCAAUUUGACAACUUUAGUUUUAAAAAGAAACAUGCACUGUUUAUCCAGUAGAUGGAGCUCUUGCAGUGUGUCAAAUGCCUCGAAACAGUGAUUCAAUUUCGGGCAAUUGUCUCAAAAGUGGUUCAUUGCUUCAGGAAAGCCUUGGUUUUUCCGUCCCUACCUAUUGCAGAUUCAGUCUAUCCCAGCCUGGUGCAAGUCUACAAUUUUGUCUCUGGUGUCCUUCGACAGCUCUUUGGUCUUGGCCAUAGUGGAGUUUGGAGUGUGACUGACUGAGAUGUGGACAGGUGUCUUUUAUACCGAUAAUGAGUUAAAACAGGUGCCAUUAGUACAGGUAACGAGUGGAGCCUCGUUAGACCUUGUCAGAAGUUAGACCUGUUUGACAGCCAGAAAUCUUGCUUGUUUGUAGGUGACCAAAUACUUAUUUUCCACUCUAAUUUGGAAAUAAAUUCUUUAAAAAUCAAACAAUAUGAUUUUCUUUUUUUCCCCACAUUCUGUCUCUCAUGGUUGAAGUUUACCCAUGUUAACAAUUACAGGCCUCUUUAAUCUUUUCAAGUAGGAGAACUUGCACAAUUGGUGGUUGACUAAAUACUUAUUUGCCCCACUGUACGUAAAUAUGUAUCCCGAUGAAAGUGAAUUUGGGGUGUUUUUGUGACGUAUAUUUGCCACCCAAGCAGAUUUUCUGUUUGUUCUUUCUCUACGGGAUAGUUGUUUGUUAUGCACUACUCUUUAUCUACUUAUUUUUGUUAAAACAUGAAAAAAAAGAGAUGGUAAAGCUUGCUAUUUUGACUGACAAUAUCUUUUGCAAUACCUCAAUUUUGAAAUGUAACAAAUUUAUUUUCUAAGUUUAUUCAGAUGGAAAAAUAUAUUAAUUUAAUCAAGAGAAAUUAUUUAACUUUUUUUUUUAUUAUUAUUUGCUUGAUUUUUAAGAAUUUAUUUUUUUGAAAAGCUACAGAUGAAGGAGUUAGAACUUAUUAACUAAUAUAUUGCAUAGUUUGUGUGACAGUUUUGCAUAUUUUAUUGCGGGCGCAUUGGAAAUGAGAUUUGUUUUUAAAUUUUUUCACAACAUUUUGUACCUUUAUAAUCACUUGCGUAUUAUGUUGCUUGUUUUUAUUUCUUUCUAAAGAUGUGUACUUGGAUGGUUUGUUUUUCGUUUAUUUUUAUUUUUUUUCAAAGAAUGAUUGGUAAUAGGAAUGUUUUUUUAAAUAUAAAACAGACGCAAGUUGGCCGAUAGCCCCCAAGGUGCAUCAAAACUGGUGGCCUUUAGCUCAUGCAACACUUGAAUCACUUGAAUUUGUUCCUUUUCCCUUGUCAAGCUAAGGACGUCUUUGUUUGUGAUGUGCAAUACUGUUUGUACUAUUUGUAAGAAAAAAAAAGACAAAAAUCUGGGAAAAAAAUAAUAAAUCUAUACUGCAGAAUUA